AUGGCCAAGGAGUACUCGGAGGGUGGUGGUCUGGUGGGGCUGAUGCCGUUCGUGGCCAAGACGUACAGCAUGGUGGAGGACCCGGCGACUGACGACGUGAUCGCAUGGGGAAGAGGCGGCAACAGCUUCAUCGUGGCCGACCUCUUGGUCUUCUCGGGCACGCUGCUUCCCGCGCACUUCAAGCACUGCAAAUUCUCUAACUUCGUUCGGCAGCUCAAUACCUACGGAUUCCAGAAGGUGGAUCCGAAUAGAUGGGAGUACGCCCAUGUGUUGUUCCUUCGGGGGCAUGCGCACCUCCUGCACCAGAUUGUCCGGCUCACCAACAACAACAGCAAGCGCAAGCCCAAGGACGACGACGACCACAACAACACGAUGGUGGCCACUGAGGUGAUCCUGCUAAAGCAGGAGCAGAAGGCCAUCAAGGACCGCUUGGCGGCGAUGUCGCGCCAGGUGCGGGAGACGGAGCGCCGGCGGAAGCAGAUGCUCGACGUCCUCCUGAAGGUCGUUCGAGACCCCGAGGUGCUGCGCCCUCUCCUAGGCAACAACGAGAGCGAGGAGAAAGGCGCGGAGGUCAAGAGGCUGCGACUGCAGCUUCUGGACAGGGAAGGCCAGGUGGGCAGCACCAACAGCAUGUCCGUCGACGGGCCGCUCUACGACACCACCCAGGACGAAGUCUUUGUGCCGGAAACCGGCAUCGACUUCACUGGCUUCUACACUGGAGGCGGCUUCGUGGCGGACGGCAGCGGCGAGGACCCGUCGUACGCGUUCCCCAUGGACAACGACUACUAA
This is a messenger RNA of Triticum urartu, 789 nucleotides long. RefSeq names its product heat stress transcription factor C-2a-like. Gene Ontology annotation, cellular component: nucleus. Gene Ontology annotation, biological process: cellular response to heat; regulation of transcription by RNA polymerase II. Gene Ontology annotation, molecular function: RNA polymerase II cis-regulatory region sequence-specific DNA binding; DNA-binding transcription factor activity. Lineage: Eukaryota; Viridiplantae; Streptophyta; Magnoliopsida; Poales; Poaceae. The record is from RefSeq and is a predicted model, not a curated record.